Messenger RNA from Myripristis murdjan (pinecone soldierfish), 2142 nucleotides. Its product is annotated as tripartite motif-containing protein 16-like. Gene Ontology annotation, molecular function: protein binding; zinc ion binding. The record is from RefSeq and is a predicted model, not a curated record. NCBI's taxonomy places the organism in Eukaryota, Metazoa, Chordata, Actinopteri, Holocentriformes, Holocentridae. The coding region runs from base 178 to 1830 and encodes 550 amino acids. The transcript has 2 exons.
UAUGGUUUCAGAGAAAGUGAAACUGUCAGACGUUCACCGUCCCUGAGAAGUGACUGGACCGGUAUAAUAUUCACUCAGGAGGAAACUGACGGAUUGCUAUAAACUGGACUUGGAAGUAACACACAUACAAACAGAGAAAGUGAAACUGUCAGAUGUUCACUGUCACUGACAAGUGAAAUGGCGCAGAGAGGAAUUCAGCUGGACUCGGCAAAAUUCUGCUGUUCGAUCUGUCUGGAUCUACUGAAGGAUCCGGUGACUAUUCCCUGUGGACACAGCUACUGCAUGAGCUGUAUUAAAAGCUGCUGGGAUGAAGAGGAGCACAAGGAAAUCCCCAGCUGCCCCCAGUGCAGACAAACCUUCACACCAAGACCUGUCCUGGGGAAAAACACCAUGUUAGCAGAAAUAGUGGAGGAAAUAAAGAAGAUGGGACUCCAAGCUGCUCCUCCUGAUCUCUGCUAUGCUGGACCUGGAGAUGUGGCCUGUGAUGUCUGCACUGGGAGAAAGCUGAAAGCCCUCAAGUCCUGUCUGGUGUGUCUGGCCUCUUACUGUGAGCAGCACCUCCAGCAUCACUAUGAUGCACCUCCAUUAAAGAAACACAAGCUGGUGGAACCCACUGUGCAGCUUCAGGAGAACAUCUGCUCUCGUCACGAUGAGGUGAUGAAGAUUUUCUGCCGCACUGAUCAGAAGUGUAUCUGUUAUGUCUGCUCCAUGGAUGAACAUAAAGGCCACCACACAGUCUUAGCUGCAGCAGAAAGGACCGAGAGGCAGAAUGAGCUCGGGCUGAGUCGGCAAAAAAUCCAGCAGAGAAUCCAGGACACAGAGAAAGACGUGAAGGUGCUUCAGCAGGAGGUGGAGGCCAUCAAUCGCUCUGCUGAUAAAGCAGUGGAGGACAGUGAGGAGAUCUUCACUGAGCUGAUCCGUUUGAUUGACAAAAGAAGGUCUGAUGUGAAGCAGCAGAUCAGAUCCCAGCAGAAAGAGGAAGCGAGUCGGGCUGAAGAACUUCAGGAGAAGCUGAAGCAGGAGAUUGCUGAGCUGAGGAGGAAAGACGCUGAGCUGGAGCAGCUCUCACACACAGAGGAUCACAUCCAUUUCCUACACAACUACCCCUCACUGUCACGUCUCAGUGAAUCUACACACUCACCCAGCAACAACAUCCGUCCUCUGAGCUACUUUGAGGAUGUGACUGCAGCUGUGUCAGAGCUGAGAGAGAAACUACAGGACCUUCUAAGUGAGGAAUGGUCCAAGAUCUCACUGACAGUGACUGGAGUGGAUGUUCUGCUGUCACAACCAGAGCCCAAGACCAGAGCUGAAUUCUUACAAUAUUCAUGUCAAAUCACACUGGAUCCAAACACAGCACACACACGGCUGUUAUUAUCUGAGGGGAACAGAAAAGUAACAGAAAUGGGAAACCAUCAGUUAUAUCCUCGUCACCCAGACAGAUUCACUGGAAGGUUUCAGGUCCUGAGUAGAGAGAGUCUGACUGGACGUUGUUACUGGGAGGUGGAGUGGAGUGGGUCAUAUGUUUCAAUAGCAGUUGCAUACAAGGAUAUUAGCAGAAGAGGUCUAUUUGGAUCCAGUGACAAGUCCUGGACAUUAGAUUGUCUUUACAAUCAGUUCAGACAUAACAACAUCACAACUACCACAUCAGUCCGUGUGUCUUCCAGAGUAGGAGUGUACCUGGAUCACACAGCAGGUAUUCUGUGCUUCUACAACGUCUCUGAAACCAUGACUCUCCUCCACAGAGUCCAGACCACAUUCACUCAGCCUCUACAUGCUGGAAUUCUGGUUUAUUGGUCUGGAGACUCAGCUGAGUUUUGUCGGCUCAAGUAGACAGGAGUUAUUAAAGCAGCAAAAUGUAAGUUUCUGAUCAUAAAAAAAUAUUUUUCCCUGAGUCGUUGCAGCUUCAUGUCGUCACUGAGGUGUUUCUGCACUUCCACCUGUCAGUCAAACAGUGUGGGUGGGACUGUAACCUCUUCCUCCCUGCAUGUUCCUUACUGUUGUCUACACACUUCUAAUAUCUGUUGCAGAGUAGUUCAUAUUUUGUAUUUUGUUUUCUUGAUGGUUUCUACAUUUUAAUGUUUCAGUUCCAAUUUAGUAAAUGUUGUUGAUAUUAUAUUCAAGGGGAAGAAAGAAAAUGUUUAA